GCAUCGGAGCACUGGCCCACCUCAAACUGGAAUAAAAUUAAAUUAGCCAUCACUUUCAGCCCGACUGUCGACAUUGGUGGAUACAGUGAUUCGUACUUAAUACCCAGUAACAUGUGGUCCUUUUGGGUCCUGUCCUUGCUGCUCAUUGUUAUGGACUCCUGUGCCGUUAAAUUAGAUUCCAUACAACUGAAGCAUGGCUUUCAGCUUAGUUUCAAGCUGCUGAAAGAAGCCCAGUCACUGGAGUUUAGCGCUCUGAAUGGAAAAGUACAGUACACUAUUUGGUCCAGCAGUGUCAAGCCCAAAAAGGGACAAGUGACAGGAUGGGGUAAUGACAAGCGCUUUAUAAUUAAGUCUGUCACUUUUGAUGAUCAAGGCAACUACACCCAGAAGAGCUUAAAGAGGACUGUGCUAGUCAAUGUCAAAGUGAAAGUUGUGCCAUCAGUGAUUGGGAAGGAAUGUGUGGCAGGAGAGACACUGAAGAUUCCACUGAGGGGUCUUACAAGCCGUCAAGCAACACUGGAUUUUUACAGCCACGAUCUGAACCUCACUUUGGUAGACCAUGGCUUGCCUAUUGGCAAGAGCCACCCUAACUACUAUGAACGGCUCAAAGUGACUACUGAAACUAUCGAGGUGCUUAAUGUCAGUGUGUCUGACAUGGGCAAUUACACACUCCAAGAUGAUCGAGGUCGCAAGGUCUUGAUGGUCAUAAUGAAACUUGUUGAUCAUCAUGAAAAAAAACUCAACCCUCUGGUAGCGUUGAUGCUCCUGUUGGGAAUUCCGGCUGGUGUUUGCUGCUGCUGUAGGAAGAGGAUCUUUAAAAAGAGCGGCCAUCCCACCACCACAACCAAUGUGCAGUCUGGGAACCUGAUUCCCCCACCUGGGCCUCCACCCUCCUACAACACUGUUGUGGAUCCUGCAGUCCCUGGCCUGAUAAACACUCCCACAUAUCCUGCCCCAGGUGAUAGUAAGGUUUAUCCUCCUCCCAACCCAGCAUUUGCUCCUCAGCCAUACUAUGGUGGGCAGCAUGCCAUGCCUCCUAAUCUUGGCAUUAGUUCUGAAUACAGCCACAACAACCCUGCUUAUCCUCCUGCUGUCCCUGAGUUUCCUCCUGGCCAGCUGUCCCAGUGGAGCGCUGCUUCCUCCAUCCCACCUGCUCCUGCUAUAAACACUCCCACAUAUCCUGCCCCAGGUGAUAGUAAGGUUUAUCCUCCUCCCAACCCAGCAUUUGCUCCUCAGCCAUACUAUGGUGGGCAGCAUGCCAUGCCUCCUAAUCUUGAUGUGGCCCCAGUGAUGUUCCAUGCUCCCGCUGGACCUGCUGCAGUCACAGGGGAAAUAAACAUGAAUGAAAUAUCUCCUGCCACUCCACUGCUAACGCCUUCUCAACCCGAGGUGAGACAGUCCCCGGGUUCCUAUGCUGCUGCUGACUUCCUGAACUCUGACUCUGCUGUCCAGUUCAACGUCAACACAGGAAAGAACACUUCUUCCAACUUUCUGUAGUUACUCCAGCUUCCUGGUGUGUCCCACAGGACCUUCAGCUAAAACAAAAGCCAAAAAACAUGAGCAGGGGCAAUUAGAGCCAUUCCUUCUAAGGAGGGUUUUAAUCUCCAUUUUUAAACGUUUGACACUCAGGUUCAUUUUUGACUAACACUUGUAAAGGGAUGGCACCAUUGAGGAACAUUUAAAUGCAGAUUUAGGAUUUUUAUUAAUGUGAACAAACAUCAGAACUGAAAGCUGAGUUCAUGGGUUAAUGACCUGGUUUCCAUCAUACUGAUUCAAAAGGGGUGUUACUCAGUGCCACCCUAACUGCCUUAAGCUCAUUCAUUCUCCAUAAGGAAACCUUAUGCCAACUUAAGUUGAUAUUCAUUUACCAUUUUCAGGGUAGUUGGUUCUUACUUUUAAUGUUUGAUGUUACAUGUACUGUCAUGUGUCUAUAAUAUUUAGGUGUCCACAGUAGCAGCAUGUCAGGGAUUUGAAAUAUCCGUGUUUGUUGUACCAUUCAGCAUUUUCCCUGCCUCAACACACCUGAUUCUUCAUCUCAUCAGCUAAUUACUAAACCCUUUAGCAGAUGAAUCUGAUGUUUUUGAUUUAUUAUUGUACUGUAAUAUCCAAUAUUCAUGUAUAACCAAUAGUAGUGUGUUCAAAAUUAUUAGCAUUUGAAAAUAGUUACAAAAGAAUGUACUUACUCCAUGUAUUAACAAUUGUUACCUGAAACUACCCUGUUGUAUAAUAUGCUUAUAGUUAAAACUGGAAGAGAGAAUCUUGGACUGGAACAAGAUAAUCUUGGACAUAAAAUGAUCUGUAGAAUGUCAAUCUUUUUAUUGAAGAUUCACUUCAAUAUGAAAUGAAUACAUAAUACCCAAAAUAAUAAAGGGAAACCAUACGUUUGAGUGCUGCUGCAAGGGUAAACCUAUUUACCUGGGCAUAAAUUCAACAAAAAUGCUCUCCAGAGUUUAGCUGCUCGACUGUUACGCCGAUACGGCCAUAUGAAUAAAGUACCUCUGGAAAAAUG
This is a messenger RNA of Electrophorus electricus (electric eel), 2509 nucleotides long. RefSeq lists its product as uncharacterized. Lineage: Eukaryota; Metazoa; Chordata; Actinopteri; Gymnotiformes; Gymnotidae. The record is from RefSeq and is a predicted model, not a curated record.